Molecule: messenger RNA, 1362 nt
Organism: Eremothecium gossypii ATCC 10895
Lineage: Eukaryota; Fungi; Ascomycota; Saccharomycetes; Saccharomycetales; Saccharomycetaceae
Gene: KTR4
Product: putative mannosyltransferase
Exons: 1
Coding region: 1-1362 (453 amino acids)
Biological process (GO): protein N-linked glycosylation; cell wall mannoprotein biosynthetic process; protein O-linked glycosylation
Cellular component (GO): membrane; Golgi apparatus
Molecular function (GO): alpha-1,2-mannosyltransferase activity
Source: RefSeq, marked provisional
AUGCUAUGCUUGAGAAAGUGCCUUAGACGGCCUAUCCUUCUCCUGGCUAUUGCGCUGACUGGUAUUGUGUGUUUCCUCAUAUAUCGUAUCAACCAUAUCCUAGAAGUUCGGGCCUACUUCGCAAACACAGUUGAAUCUGUCGGCGCCACCCUAUCUGAUAUAGCUAGCAAAACUACACAUGCUGAUAGAGCCAGCGAGUUUGAUGCACUAAUAGAAAAGCUCACUACUCCGCUACAUUCUGGAGCGGAGUUGUCGGGCGCUACAAGAGAAGAAGGGCUACGGGCGUAUGCACGCUUCAUGGACCAGCCCAUCGAUGAGCCGAAAGGAACUCCCCUGGUGCGGCCUGGCACAGAUGCAGCAGGGAAGGCGCCGGCGACCAUUUUAUGCCUAGUGAGGAACAAAGAUCUUGAAGGAAUAAGGAGCUCGAUUACCGAGCUCGAAAAAGCGUUUAAUGGCAAGUUCAAGUACCCGUAUACUUUUUUGAACGAUGAACCGUUUACUCCAGAGUUCAAGGAGGCUAUUCAGAAGCUUAUUCCUGAGCAUGAAUCGGAAUUUGCAACUAUUGACAAGGAGUUCUGGUCUAUACCGGAGGCCAUCAAUCGUGAGAAAUAUGAUGUUCAAAAGCUAAAGCUUUUAACCCUCAAAGUGGGCCAUGCAGAGGAGGAUUCCUAUCACCUCAUGUGUAGGUUUUACUCUCGAUACUUCUACAAAGUGCCAGAACUUGCAAAGUACCGCUAUGUAUGGCGGCUUGAACCGAACGUCAACUUCCACAGCGAACUAAACUACGAUGUGUUCCAGUUUAUGAAGGCUGCAAAUAAAAUUUAUGGGUUUACAAUAAGCCUAUAUGACAACCCAUGGUCCGUGGAGUCGUUAUGGGACCAUACUAUGGAUUUUGUCCGCGCUCAUCCCCACUAUCUCAACCAGGCCGGCGCCACCGACUGGCUACGGGAAAACAUCCAGAAGUCCGAAAACUUCAAAAUCACCCGCGGAUACAGCACUUGCCACUUUUGGAGCAAUUUCGAGAUCAUUGACUUGGAGUUCUUACGCAGUGAAGCUUACGAACAAUUUGUUGAAUACCUUGAUCAGACAGGCGGGUUCUUCUACGAGCGUUGGGGCGAUGCACCUGUAAGAAGCCUCGCGCUGGCCCUCUUUGCAAACGCUUCUGAUAUUCAUUGGUUUCGUGACAUUGCAUACAAUCACUUGCCAUACUUUAACUGUCCCACCUUUCUCCCGGAUUCUCGAAGGUCUUUCGGUACCUGUAAAUCGGGGAAGUUUUCCAAUUGGGACGAGCUAAACGUGGAGAAUUGUGCGGGCAACUGGAUACUCCACGCCAUGACGGAUGCAGAUCGCGCUGCCUACUGA